Molecule: messenger RNA, 2282 nt
Organism: Haliotis rufescens (red abalone)
Lineage: Eukaryota; Metazoa; Mollusca; Gastropoda; Lepetellida; Haliotidae
Product: palmitoyltransferase ZDHHC6-like
Exons: 9
Coding region: 385-1572 (395 amino acids)
Biological process (GO): protein palmitoylation
Cellular component (GO): Golgi apparatus
Molecular function (GO): palmitoyltransferase activity
Source: RefSeq, a predicted model, not a curated record
CGAAGGUGAAGGUCGAAAUCCAGGAUCACAGCUAAGCUUCAGAGAGUGCAGUUUGUCUUAAUGAAACCAUUAGCGCACGAAUGGUGUCGUGCUUGCCAGGGGGAAUACCACAAUUACAUGACCAUGUACACUUAUAUUUAUGCUUUGGCUAAAUGCGUAAUUGUGUUAUGAAGUACCCUUUUUCACGAAAUCAUAGUUACGAGAGAGCUGAAUGAUUGGUGCUGAUGGUCAAUAUUAAAAGUUGAUAUUCAUUUCAACAUAGACACGCAGUGAUAUUUGUCUUUACGUGGCCUGGCGUUCGGUCCGUAUUCUGAUAAAAGGGAGGCAACUAAGUUUGCAGUUGUUUCAUCGUUCACACCUAAUCAACACUGUUGAAGAAGGAAAAUGGCUUUCAACAGGACAGGAACGUGGCUGCAAUUGUUCCACUGGGGGCCAAUUUUGGCACUGUCUGUUAUAUUCACUAUUGCUGGAGUUGCAUUAAACUGUACAUUGAUGUGGUGGCCAAUAACAACAGUUGGAGGUGCUCUCAAUGUCAUUGUGUUCCUGAUAUGGGUGUUUCUAACACUUUACAACUACCUCAACGCUGCAUGGAAGGGACCAGGAUUUGUGCCCCUCAACUGGUCACCGGAGAACAAGAAUGAUAUCAACUUUUUACAGUAUUGUGAUUUCUGUGAAGGUUUCAAAGCCCCUCGAUCUCAUCACUGCAGGAAGUGUAACAGAUGUGUGAUGAAAAUGGACCACCACUGUCCAUGGAUCAACACCUGCUGUGGUCACUUUAAUCACGGCAACUUUGUGUGGUUUCUAUUCUUCGCACCAUGUGGCUGUGUCCAUGCAGUCAUUAUACUUAUACCAUCUAUAUACAGAGCUUUAAAUUAUACUUACUAUUACUACUAUGGGAAUGGUGAACCUUUGAUACAUCUGUCUAUCGUGGCUUUUGUUCUCACCAUGUUUGGUGUGGGGCUGGCUAUAGGUGUUGUCAUCGCAGUAGGAAUGCUGUUCUAUGUACAGAUGAAAAGCAUUUGGAGAAAUGAGACUGGUAUUGAAUCCUGGAUUAUAGAUAAGGUGAUGUUCCUAAAACAGGCUGAGGAUCGAGAGCGCGAAGAGGACGAGGGGGAGGACUUCAUAUACCCGUACGACCUUGGGUGGCGGGACAACCUCAAACAGGUGUUUACAUUCACUGGCAAGCCGAUCUCUGACGGAAUAACAUGGACUGUAGUGGAAGGAUGUGACCAGUACACUCUCACUGUUGAGCAAAUUAAACAGAAAGCUCAGAAGCGAGAUCGCACCCUGCUCUAUGUGAUAAUGGAGCCGUACUCCGGAGCCAUGUUCCCCAUCACUAAGGGAUGUAGGGUCAUCUGUCUCGUGCCAUGUACUGACGAACCUCGGAUCUCCGUGCUGGAAAACGACCGAGUGAUGGUCACAAGGUGGAAAAAACACUGGCUGUAUGGGACGAAGGUGCUGGAGAACGGGGGCAAGAAUAAAGUGGCCUCCAAGAGAAUUCGAGGCUGGUUUCCACGGCGAGGUGCUAAGGAACUCAUAGACAAUAAUAUGAAUGACAAGAAAGCAGUUUGAACAAGACCUGAUGUCAACAAACAUGUAGCAGUGGAAUCAAAAUGGUACAUGCCUUAACAAACAACCACAUUUGAGAUCUACUUUCCACCUUCGCUGUCAGCCAAAUACAUAGAAUAUAUAGAUGCAUGUAUAUUACAGCAGGGAGAAAUCUUCUAGAUGAUACCUCUAUACAUUUUCGUUAUCUGAAUAUCCCAUUAUUUUAUUGUUGAAUACGACAGAUUCAUAGGGCUGUCAUUGACUUUCAAAUAUUGAGUGACAAUACGAUGUGGUGACACAAAAGUUCUACUUGUAAAAAUAUUUUUAUUAUUAUUUCACCUGAACAUCGAACAUUUUUAAAGAAUUAGGUGCACUGGUAGGUCACUUCAAAAAUGUUUGUAAAUGCAAGCAAAUCUAAGAAAUAUGGUAAAUGACCUAAAUAUUAGGGCUGGGACGGGUCAAAAUAUACUACCCGGGUACCCACCACCCUAUUACCCGACCCCACCCGGGUACCCGCUGUAGAUAUUCAAACUGUCCGUGUCCGAUUUGGAAAAGUUUUACCGUAGCCCUGACAAAAUGUACUUAGAUACAACAUGUAAAACGACCCGCUCAUGCAUACACUGAAGUUUAAUGCAUGAAGUUUUAUCUUUAUUCAAACCUUUAAAAGUCAGAAGGAAUGGGUGCAUUGUCAGAAAGAAAUGGGAACAUUAGUGACUUAUAGUGUAACCAUAGAG